UGUGUCUCGGGAGUCAUAUAUAGGCAGUUAGAUGCUACAAUAGAGAAUCUGCAACAUCUCAUCACCUCUCCAUGCCAUGGUGUAUCGUGGAAAGCCCAGUCCAGGGUGUGAGAACUGUCGCAAGGCGAAGAAGCGAUGCGGCCUCGAGCGACCAGCCUGUCAAAGAUGUGUGCAGCUGAGAAAGGCCUGCUCGGGGUAUCGAGAUACGACGGGCUUGCAGAUCCAAGAUGAGACCUGGAACGUCCAGCAGAAAGCGCAACGACAGAGUGCAAAAGCUCGGCGCACCGCUUCCAUCGAGACUACUCCAGAGUGGAGCGAUGGGGAUUCAUCUGCCCCGGAGGAGCUCAUUCCUACGACGGAGAUUGCUACAUAUGCGGACCUGGCCUCUGUCAGUCUUCUCCUAUCCAUCAAGCCGAAACCGGGAGAUGUCGCCACCAGCUACUUCUUCCACCAAUUCACAUCACCAUCGCACUGGCCAUUCCUACGAGAUUUGCAACAAACGACCAAAGAUCCGUGUCUGGAGCUCGCCAUCAAAGCAUGUGGCAUGGCAGCGCUGGACAAUGUGGAGAGUGUGGUAAUGGGCAGGCAGUAUGCCCAGUCAAUGUAUGGAGAAGCAUUGGGCCAGCUGAACGAUCGCCUCCGAGAUCCAAAGCGCUGUCGUUCAGACGCAAGUCUCAUGGCGGUGAGUAUGCUCGGCUUCUACGAAAACCUCACCUGUGAUGGCCGCGAGUCCUUUCGGUCUUGGAAGGCACAUAUUCGCGGCGCAACGCAGCUCCUCCGGAUUAGAGGGACGGGGCAGUUUGAGUCCAAGGCGGGACGUGCUCUCUUCCGAGGGACUCGCUCUCAGAUCUUGGUCCUCUCCCUGUGGACCGACUUUGCCCCUCCGGCCUUCCUCCAAGAAUACCAGCAAGCACUGGAAGAUAUGUCGCCAGAACAAGCCACGGUGCAGCCGAUGGACGAUUUGAUGCAACUCUUUUCCGAUUUUGCCAAACUGCGCAACACGGUUGUCCGCCGGGAUGUCGUGAAUCAAGCCGCUGCCGACGAAGCUGCAGAGUUGGAGAGGAAGUUUUUAAAGUGGCAAGAGGAUGUGGUUGCCGCGAGACCCAUCUGGCGAUAUCGUGAGGUCGAAGUCGCCGAGUCAGAAGACGUCUGGAACGGGAGGGUACUCGCCUACUCUGCGGCCAUGAUCCCUACUGCAUACAAUACUUGGCGAGCGGUGCGCAUUAUGCUGUCUCGAACGCGAGAAUGGUUAUGCCGGCGCUUGCCUUUUGCCGAAGAUGAGCGAGAGGAGCAAAUGCAACUCUUUCGCCGUACUCGAAGGCAAUUGACCGACGACAUUUGUGCGACCAUUCCCGUAUCGCUGGGCCAUGUUAAGAUCGAGGAAAGCUCUCUGUGCGUGCUCUCCUCUGCCUACAGUGCGGUAUGGCCUCUGUUUUUCGCCGCCACGGCCGUGUUUGAGCGCAUCACAUCCGAUUCGAUUGUCGUGCAACACGGCGUGCCUCAAUUUACCAGAGCGACCUCGUCCGCCGUAGCGCAAGCUUCUUGGAUUCUGGGACGACUAGAGUACAUCUCCAAGAAGGUGGGAUUGAGGUGGGCCGAUGGCGUUGCAGCGACGUUGCGAGGGGAUUUGCGCGCAUACGAACAGUGGGUUUCUUGACGAUGCUGAAGAAGGCAAUCACUAACAGCCGUUGCAGACAAAUGGCCGACAACAGUCCCGUGGAGUCAGCGCCCCGCUGGAUCAAAGACGUUGAACGAUCGGGUCGCGGCCCGGAAUAUCUCAUCGAAGACCGGACUCCGCUCGG
Messenger RNA from Neohortaea acidophila, 1802 nucleotides. RefSeq lists its product as uncharacterized. Bases 77 to 1657 code for a protein of 526 amino acids. The record is from RefSeq and is a predicted model, not a curated record. Lineage: Eukaryota; Fungi; Ascomycota; Dothideomycetes; Mycosphaerellales; Teratosphaeriaceae. The transcript has a single exon. Gene Ontology annotation, molecular function: DNA-binding transcription factor activity, RNA polymerase II-specific; zinc ion binding. Gene Ontology annotation, biological process: regulation of DNA-templated transcription.